AUGUCAGAGGAAGAUCAGGGUACCAAAAUGGGUUCGAGGCGCUGUUCUUUUCAGCCAGUUACCCAUUGCAUUUUCGAGUUGGAUGGCCUGCUGAUCGAUAGCGAAAGGUUGAGAACUGAAUCCGUUCAGAAGAUUCUCGAUCCCUAUGGUCACACCUAUAGCUUUGAUCUCAAGAUGCGUUGCAUGGGCAAGCCGAACUCCGAACAGGCCGCCCUCAUUGUGAACACCUUCAACCUGCCCUUUAGUUUAAGCGAGUUUGAAACCCAGCAGGAACUUCAGUGGCGCAGCAAAUUGGGUUUCAUUCGUUUGAUGCCCGGGGUGGAGCGUCUCUUGAAUCAUCUUAAUGAGUUUAACAUACCAAUGGCCAUUGGAAGUGGCAGCUGUCGGGAUUCGUUUAGGAUAAAGACACGUCGCCAUUCCAGGCUCUUCGAUGUUUUCCAUCACGUGGUCUUGAGUGGCUCGGACGAAGAGGUCAAGAGGGGAAAGCCGGCUCCAGAUAUUUUCCUCACCACAGCCUCGCGAUUCGGGGACUCCCCGGAGCCCAGUAAAUGCCUGGUCUUCGAGUCUUCCCUGGUGGGAAUGGAGGCUGCUCUGGCCGCCGGAAUGCAAGUGGUUCUCGUUCCUGAUCCUCUGGUCUCCAUUCGAGCCAGUGCUCCGGCAACCUUGAGACUGCGAUCGCUGGAGGGCUUCAAGCCACAGUACUUUGGUCUGCCGCCUUUGUAGAAAAAUAAAUGUGAUUUGUCAAUUAGUUUAGAAUUACUAUUAAAUUUACAAUAAAUAAAAACCACUAAAAGUUAGCUGCAUUGCGAUGCAAUUAA
Molecule: messenger RNA, 818 nt
Organism: Drosophila takahashii
Lineage: Eukaryota; Metazoa; Arthropoda; Insecta; Diptera; Drosophilidae
Product: probable pseudouridine-5'-phosphatase
Molecular function (GO): phosphatase activity
Source: RefSeq, a predicted model, not a curated record